Messenger RNA from Galendromus occidentalis (western predatory mite), 1505 nucleotides. It is a transcript of the gene Zw10, whose product is annotated as Zeste-white 10 kinetochore protein. NCBI's taxonomy places the organism in Eukaryota, Metazoa, Arthropoda, Arachnida, Mesostigmata, Phytoseiidae. Gene Ontology annotation, cellular component: RZZ complex. Gene Ontology annotation, biological process: endoplasmic reticulum to Golgi vesicle-mediated transport; mitotic spindle assembly checkpoint signaling. Bases 66 to 1505 code for a protein of 479 amino acids. The record is from RefSeq and is a predicted model, not a curated record. The transcript is spliced from 6 exons.
ACAGCAAACGUGGAAGUCUAUGAAUCGAAUGCUCUACCUCUCUUGACAGUGUUUUUCCGGGUGUGAUGGAAGAUCCGGACAAUGGAGAUCGAAUAUGCAAUCGGAUCAAAGACCUUGACCGACAGCUCCAGCGUAAAAUGAAAAUGCUGCAAAAACAGGUGGGAUUCACCGAGCUACUCGACGAGUCUUCCCGAAUCGAAACAGAACAAGUGGAAACUACGCUGAAUGAGAGACUCGCUGAGGUCGAUUCGAUAAUCGCGGAUUUCGAUGCAACCUUAUCGAAGCUUCGGCGUAUCGCUGAUAGGAAUCAAUCCGAGCUGCUCUCUGAGCUGGAACACGAAAUUUAUGAACUUGAAAUCAUGGACAGCAAGGUCUCCGUGCUGGUGGAGAUCGCGAACGUUCUGCAAAGAGUCGAGUCCAGUGCUGACGAUCCGGCCACGGCGCUCGAGCACAUCACCGAUGUAGAAGACCUUUGCGCAGAACUCGACCAGUGGAGUGGAGGCAACCUGCUGAUCAUAAAGAGUGUCCUCCAAUACGUUCUCAACAAGCGCUACACCUUAGAAGCCGAGAAUCGUAAAACGCUCUUACGAUUGAGAGACAGCAACAAAGCCUCGGAUCCGUUUUCGGAGGACACCGCGGAUGGCUUGAAUCAGAACGAAGAGACAUCAAUUUGUUCUUAUCUUCCUCAGUUUCGUGAUGUCCUGCGGAAGCCACUGGAGCCGACUGAGAGGGUCACGUCGUCUGAUUUCGGAGGUCCCGGUGAUGUCGACCCAUGCGAGGUGUCGUUUUGGUUGAGACCAUUAGUCCUCGAAGUUCUCGAAACCUCGAAUCAGGCGGUCGCCAUUGAGCUCUACACGUCAUUCUACCAAUACGCGUCCUCGUCUUUUUCUCUACGGGAGUGCGGGAUAGUUUUCUGCAAUACGAUGUAUUUCGCCCACAAAGUACUCCUCCAUACGCUCAUCCAUCCGUCGAGAGUCUCAUUAAGCGCCGCGAUCUCGCUGCGUCGUUUCGCUGGGCCCUUGUUGAUGAAUCGUAUCCACGAGAUCAAGUUUGAUUCAUCAAUCCAAUUUGUCGAUGAAACGGCAUCCGCGGAAUAUCCGAACCAACUGAAAAAAUGCCGCCUCGACCUAAAAGACAUCCUCCCAAGGAAGAUAUUCGAGAGGAUUAUUGUUUUGCUCAGCGAUCAAUUUGUGGGGUCUCUCUUAAGUGUUAUAGUCAAUACUGAGGAUAUCGAAACCGAGCAGGCUGAUCGUUGGGCGCGGCUGUUAACGAACAUUUUGGACCAGAUGAGGGAAAUAGUUGAUGAUGUGGAGCUGCCAGUCUUGCAUAGAGCUGCAGAAUUGAGGAAUGUUCUGACUUAUGGUCUGAAAGAUUUUGCUGCUCAAUGGAAGAAUCCGAAAUCCGUCUUGAGAGCCCAUUUUCACGUCAACGAAGUACGACAUCUGAUCCGCGCUAUUUUCCAGAAUUCGGAGAUGAAAUCGUCGGUACUCGCACAAAUUCAAUAA